Messenger RNA from Cucurbitaria berberidis CBS 394.84, 2325 nucleotides. RefSeq lists its product as uncharacterized. NCBI's taxonomy places the organism in Eukaryota, Fungi, Ascomycota, Dothideomycetes, Pleosporales, Cucurbitariaceae. The transcript has 3 exons. Gene Ontology annotation, biological process: SRP-dependent cotranslational protein targeting to membrane. The record is from RefSeq and is a predicted model, not a curated record. Gene Ontology annotation, cellular component: signal recognition particle, endoplasmic reticulum targeting. Gene Ontology annotation, molecular function: ribosome binding; 7S RNA binding; protein binding. The coding region runs from base 122 to 2083 and encodes 653 amino acids.
CUUGAUCAUUCCCCGCGUGGCUUCAAUCAACACCUCCGCAAUUGUUCCGUCAAAGCCACUCAACACCUAUUGGGCCUCAGCUUCACUCUCCAAUGGACGAUAGCUAGGCAAACGAUUGAACAUGGCCUCCUCAACCAAAUCUCUCUCCGCGCUCCUUGCGCAGACGUCCCUCGACGACCACGAUGAAAUCCUCAAAGCCGCCAAUGCAACAAUCAAGAAGUCCAAGGCCGACCUACAUACACAGCACGUGAAGGCGGUAGCGCUGCUACACCUGGAUCGCUACGAAGAUGCCCUGAAAGUCUUCGAGGAUGUCAAAGGAUUGCAAGAGAAGGCGCAAUUCGAAUACGCCUAUGCGCUAUACAAAACGGGCAAUGCAGCAAAGGCGGUUGAGGCAGCAGAAGCAGGGCAGAAUGCGGAUCGAGGGACAAAGCACAUGCUUGCCCAGGCUGCAUACCGGUCCGAGGACUUUGCGCAAGCCGCAAAAGUAUACAAAGAACUUGCGAAUCAGCCCGUCGAAAACGAGGAAUACGAUAUACGCAUCAACUCAGGAGCCGUGGACGCACAACUGGAAUGGACGGGACAGGGCGAGCUAGCGCAGAAGAAGAAACCUACUCGAGAAGACCUCGAGGUCUUUGAGACGGCCUUUAACGCAGCAUGUGGAAGUAUAGCACGCGGCGAGCUUGGGCAGGGCGAAGUGUGUCUAAGACGGGCAAAAGACUUAUGCAAUGCGCUCUCGGACCUCAGUGAUGCGGAGAAGCAGGCUGAACUUCUGCCCAUUACCGUACAACAGGUUUACGUCCUAACUCAGCUGGGCAAGAUAGAAGAUGCAGAGAAGCUGGCUAGUAGCAUUCCAUUCGCCGACAUCAAAGAAUUGUCGACCCGCUACAUUGCUCAGGUGAACAGCAUCGCCGCCUCGAAGCAGCACUCGAAUCCAUAUCUGUCGCAUCGGCUUUUCCACUCAUCACCGAAGCCCCCAGUGACCGACCAGCAUUUCUCGUUGCAGUCUAAUAUCCUGCGUCAAGAUGAAUACGUCAUCUCGUUACUUUCACAAAAGGUUGCUGGAGUCGCAUCUUCGACCGAAAAGGUCAUCUCGGCAACUCCGGCUCCUUCAUUAUCUCCGGCUGUCAAUAUGGCAGCAGUAUUGAACGCCGCGGCUCAUGCACGAAACGCCGAAACUGAAAAGGCUGCACUGAAGGAGAUUGUACCAUUACUCGAGAAGAGACCAAACGAUGUGGGUUUAUUACUCGCAAUCGCGCACCUCUACGUGAUUACCAACAACUAUGCCGCUGCAACCCAUCUUCUAGAGUCCUUCUUCAAGCGCCUCGAACACAGCGGGUCUGCAUCAGAUCUUGACGUGCGAUUCGCCCCGGGCCUGAUUGCCGCGCUUGUCUCGCUCUACGCACAACAAGGCCGUCCAGGGGCAUCGAAAUCUGAGUUGGCGAAGGCAGCAGAAUACUGGCGAAAACCGCACAAGUCAAAAACAGAAGCUCCAUCAAAAGCACUCAUGGUCGCUGCCGGAACCGCGUUGUUAGAUACACACAACCCCGAAAACGUCAAAGCUGCGGGAGAGAUCUUCAAAAGUCUAUAUGAUUUAGACAAUGAGGAUCGAGCAGCUAUCGCUGGUCUUGUUGCUGCAUAUAGCAUCACUGAUCCAUCUUCCAUACCCGAGGACCUCCUUUCGUACCUACCAGAAGCAAAUCGCUUAGUCUCUGACAUCGAUGCGGUGGCACUUGAAGGAACAGGCGUACCGCUUGGCACACUCUCCACAACCGACAUCGCAUCCGAAGCGCGGAAACGUAGCAUCGCGCCCACUAGAUCAGUGCCCUCAAGGACGAAGCGGUUACGCAAGGCUCGCAUGCCGAAAGAAUUCAUCGAAGGCAAGAAGGUAGAUCCUGAGCGAUGGCUGCCAAUGCGCGAUCGUAGCUACUAUCGCCCGAAGGGCAGGAAGGGCAAGAAGAAGUUGGAAGGGCUCACACAGGGCGGUGUUGUGGCAGAAGAUAAGGGGACGCCUGUUGCUCAGGAGAAGAAAGGUGGUGCUGACAAGGCGAAGAACAAGAAGAAGGGAAAGGGUGGGAAGUGGUAGAAUGUGAGAGAUGCCAUUGGCGACCAAACACAUUCUCGAGUGCAGUAUACCAUUUCUCAGAACUUCCUAGACGUCUUAGUAGAUGGUAUGCCAUGAGCACAAUGCUAGCUAGGAUUUAGAGAACAGUUCGCUCAAUGUGACAUGGAUGCUAUUGAGAGACCUUGAUGCCUGCGAAGUACGAGUCAUGUAGCCUGGUAGUACCCCACACCAUGAGACUCCAUACAUGAGCAAGCUACCCCUCC